AUGAGUGUUUCCGUAUCAAAAACGUGUGAACCCUCAAAGAUUACUGAUCUAAUUGAUUUUUGUCCGACUCUUAAUUUGUACCUUAAGCCCAUAGCUCGAGUAUGUAUUACAGUUCAGAUCCCUUUGCUUCACGACACAUCUGGCCAGUUAAAAUCGUUCACUACUUGGGAGAUCAUUGAAAAAAUCCGACAGCUAUGUCCUGGAAUACUUGCUCCAUCCACUGUUAUGAAAGUUGUCCACACUACACUGGAGUUCGUGCGAUUCGCCGUUGACUUGGAAAAUAAAACAGACGUCAGGCGCGUGGUUACAAGUUUGGAAAGUCAGUUUAUCAAACUAAGUGGAUUCCCACAAAAUCUUCGUGUUCGCGCAAGUGAAGCUCCAUAUGACUGUCCAAGACGUCAUGAUUGGGAGGCGUUUUUUCGCGAUGCUCAGAAUAUGGACGAAACGAAAUCUGGUCAGAGGCCUGAUACCCUUGUAGUCACUGGUCUUCCCAUCAGAUGGUUUGCUAGUGCAUCACACAAUAGACCACGAUUUAGCGUCAGUAGUGAUGACACUAAUAACAGUUACUUAUCUCUUUUGGUGGAUGAAGAAAAGCCGAAUCCUUCAAUUGUAAAAGAAGCAUUUGAAGUAUUUGGAAAAAUUCGAGAAAUUGAUAUUCCCAUGUUAGAUCCUUCACAAAAUCCUGAUUGCUUAGAAGAUUAUAUAAACAGCAACGAUAUUUUAAAUAGUUCAUGUGAUACGUUAAAAACCGAUAUUACAGUUAACGAAACUAUUGACUAUUCAUUCCGUAACAAUUCUGGCCAUACAGAGGAGUAUAUUGGUGGGUUUGGCAAAAUUGGUCCGGAUACAAUUGGAAUUUUAAAUCCAACUGUACAACACAGUGUAAUUAAUUCCUCUUCUUCGGACUCUGAUAUCAAAUCAAAAACAUCUCAUUUGUCGAAGUCGAAAAAAUCCAAUACACUGACUAGUUCAACUACAGCAUGUGUUGGUAGUCCACUUACAUUUAUGGCGUAUGUACAGUAUAUGGAUUAUACUGGAUUUAGUCGGGCUAUGGACAUGCUACGUGGCCAGAAACUUGUUUAUGCUCCAACUUAUCGAAGUCAAUCAUCAGCGUCGGGAGAUCAGAAUGAAAAAUUGUAUUAUGCAGCUGAAAUUAAGAUUGAUUUUGAUCGAACUAAACAUUUAUCACCAGAUUCUAUUCAUGUAAGACAAAUUAAACGAAAUCAAUUACUCUUAGUUGCUGAACGUAGGCGUGUUGAAGCAAGAACUAUAGCUGAAGCAGCACGUGAACGAUUACGUCUUUUAGAAGAUUCAGAGCGUAAAUCUGAAGAACGACGUAAAGCAGAAGCAUUAGCCGCUAAAGCUGAACGUGCAGCGAAACGUGCUGCACGUGAAGAAAGUAAACGACAAACUGCAAUAAAUCGUUGUAAAAGAAUUAAAGAAGAAUUACUCAAAAAGAAAAUAUCCCUCGAAGAAUAUCGUCGUAUAGUGGCUAUACGUAAAGUAGAAGGCAUACGAUUGAUGACCUUUUUAUUAGCAAAAAUACAGGCUCGUCAUGAUUUACUCGUGGCUACUAAACGUCUUGCUCGUAUCUCGAGAGCAGAGAAAGCUUUAGUCGAAGCGGAGGCCAAUGUUAACAUUGCCUUAUCGAAAACAACACACAGAAAUAGUAGUAUUCGUACAACACAAACUGAAGCUGAUAAUCAAUUGGAAAUAGAUGAAGAAAAAGAUUUCAGUAAGAUAUGUUCACAAUCUGGCUUACCGCCUCCAGUAAAUUCUUCUCCUGAAUCAUCCGUUGAAGAAGACGAAAAAGAAGAUAAAGUAGGACAAAACUCACGAUUUAAACAACUACUAAAUAAACGUGAAGAGUUCCUACGAAAUAAUUUAUUACGUAAACGAGCUGAGAUAUUACGAACACAAAUUUAUGAACGAUCAAUCUUGUGCAAUUCAACUUCUCCUGAUUAUAGAGAACACAUCCGACUAAAUCGCGAGAAAUAUUGA
This is a messenger RNA of Schistosoma turkestanicum, 2001 nucleotides long. Lineage: Eukaryota; Metazoa; Platyhelminthes; Trematoda; Strigeidida; Schistosomatidae. The record is from the annotation of a GenBank genome assembly.